Molecule: messenger RNA, 1092 nt
Organism: Mesorhabditis belari
Lineage: Eukaryota; Metazoa; Nematoda; Chromadorea; Rhabditida; Rhabditidae
Source: the annotation of a GenBank genome assembly
AUGAAACGAAAAGCAGACGCUGAUCCGGAAGAAACGACUUCUUUUUCAAAGCAAGCAUCCACAAGAAACUCGUCGCUUGUCAAGGAUGGUUUCCAUAAUAAGUCCACAAUACCCGCUGAAGAUCCACCAACAGAAGAAGAUGAGGAUUCCCCAAUCACCCCUAUGGAAACCUCACGGAGUGAUAGGAAUAAGUGCCAGUUCCCGGAUUGCCAAUCAGAAUAUCAAGCAAGCGUUCCAUCUUUAUGCUUUGAACAUAUGAUUGUCCAUACUUCACGGAGAUUUCAGUGUUCAGAGUGUGAUUUCACAGCCCAUAGGCACGACAAAGUUGUUCAACAUUUAAAAGGAAAUUGUGGAGGAAAAAUUGUCGACAAACUAGAUCAGAGGAUGUUCGACGAAUGGCGUCAAUUGUCAAGGAUUUGCUAUCCGACACGAGCAAAGGAAAAUAAUGCAUACAUCACAAAGAAAGAAGCAAGGCUCCUUGCCGGGUCAAACCUCCAACCCGAUCAAGGUGCAACGGAAGAGAUGAAUGAGGAAUCACGGAACAAUUCAAAUAAAUGUCAGAGAGAAAGACUCCCGGAAGCGAAUGUCUCUGCAAGAUCAAGGCCGACCAGUCUGCUAAUGAGAUCAUGCUUUAUGCAACAAAGAACAAUUGAGGUUGACGAUGAGAAAACACAGGACACUGAGGAAAGGAUUGGUCGUCGACAGAUUGAAGAGCCCCCCUUGAUUCCAAUUCCACCGCGCUCACAAUCAAUGAAUGAUGUUCGCCGAUCGGAUUAUCCAACAACCUCGGGAAAUACUUCACUACAGUCCAAUGAUGUUCCAACCUUGUCUUUGUCGCUGAUUGGUUUUCAAAUUCAGCAAUUGACUCAAGAAGUUGUGAGAUUGAAAGCCGAGAAUGGCAUGCUGAGUACCAGAGUCGCCGACGAAAGGAAUCAGAAAGAAAUGUUGAGGGCCAGAGCGGCCGACGAAAGGAAUCAGAAAGACGUGGCUCAAAGGCUGCUUGGCAAGCGGGACAUCGUGAUCGAGAUGCUUGAGGAAAGGAUUCUUCAAUUGGAAGCAGAACUGGAAAAGCGCGGAUUGAUCAUAUUGGAU